Molecule: messenger RNA, 2730 nt
Organism: Parathielavia appendiculata
Lineage: Eukaryota; Fungi; Ascomycota; Sordariomycetes; Sordariales; Chaetomiaceae
Exons: 3
Coding region: 1-2730 (909 amino acids)
Biological process (GO): tRNA 5'-leader removal
Cellular component (GO): ribonuclease MRP complex; nucleolar ribonuclease P complex
Source: RefSeq, a predicted model, not a curated record
AUGGACAGCAACCGAUUAUUUUUCACCGGAAAGGGCACAGAGACGAGGAAGCGGAAAGAUGCCCCAACGGCGGCAACGACGGGGUCCCGCGCUGCAAAACGCGUCAAAUUCCAAGAUGCCCGCAACAUCCGCACGCAGCCGUCGGAUGCGGCGCUUGAAGAUGGAAAGCUCGACUUGCAAAAGUUCCUCGACGCCCGCGAGUUCGAGAUCAAAGCGCUCGAGAACAGCAUGCGCAAGUGUAAGGCCGCCAAUGCGACCCGCGUGUUCCAGCAAGUGCCUCGCGCCAUGCGCAGGAGGACUGCAAGCCACAAUGUCAAGAGGGUACCAAAAAGACUGCGUGAACGAGCGAGGAGGGAGAUGAUCGAGGACAAUACCCCGACAGUCGAGGCUAGAAAACGUCGUCCUCGCACAACCCGUGCCCGCAUCCGCGCCGAGACGGCCAAGAAGUUGGGCAUCCUCGCUGCGAGGAAGAAGAAGAAGCUGCUUGAAAAGGCUGCCAUGGAAGGAGGCUCGACAAAACAACCCGGACCGAAACCAGCGGUGCACACCAGGGCAGCGAGACCGAAGAUCCGGCGCGACAUGCUGAACGAGCCACCCAAAGCAAACUUCAAGUUUAGAAAGAGGCAGGUCAAUAAGACGUGGUUACCAACGCACCUUUGGCACGCAAAGCGGGCAAAGAUGACGGAGCCGAGCAAGCCGCUGUGGCGCUUCGCUGUUCCGCUCACCCCAACCGAAAAAUGCUACCGGCCAACCCAUCGAGCCUCGGGCCAAAAGGGAGUUGUGGUGUGGGAUAUGAGCUACAUGAGCACCAUUGGGCUGUAUGGGACGGCAGAGGGUGUGGAACGAGUCUUGAGGGCCUUGGGCUUGCAUCAGGAAAGCCUCUGGGGUGUCCGGGGACAGAAAUGGAGAGCUGGCGUCCGGAAAUGGUCGGGUGUCCUUAGCAAGCAGGUCAAAGAUUGGAGGCGUGACAUUGGGCCCGCGACCAUUGUCUGGAAUCCCCAGGCACCCGCUCAGAGUGUCGACGCGGCAGACUCGAGCCGUGCCAGGAAGCCGCAACGACAAUUGUUCAUCCGGACUCACCCAUCCUGCUUCCUUGAACUAUUUCAGGAGCUUCUCAAGUUGGCCAAGAUGCAGACGCCCCAGCUCCAUGCCGAGGAUUUGCGCUUUGAAAUUGGCAGCAUUGAACUUACCGGCCCUGGUUCAACCGAAGCUCUAUUAGGCAUCCUUCAACCAUACCACGACAAGCCUGGGAAUGAGGACCGCCAGGCACAGGUUUUUCAAUCCCUUGUCGGCGUCUCCAACCCGGCGGCUCUCCCCAAGGACGCGCUCCUCGCGUUCUCCGUGAAAGACCCACGCCUGGCUUAUCCUCCCAGAAUGACUCUCACCAAAUGGCCCGUUGAGGAAGGGCUGAAGCCGUGUGGUAUCUUCGACCGCGAGCAACGAUUCCGGGCCUCUAGAUUGCCGUCUCAGAAAUCUAUAAAUCGCCGAAAAGGGGCGAAUGUACCGGGGGAACAUCUCCGCGUUACUGAAGCCGAUCCCGCCAUUCCGGUAAUGCUGCUUGCCUCAAGACCGUCGACCGACGGCCAAGCCCAAGGGACGUGGACAUUGCUGGCACCGUGGAAGUGCAUCACGCCCAUCUGGUACUCUCUUAUGCACUAUCCUCUGACGACCGGCGGCAACCCUCGACUUGGGGGGGUCGAUGAGCAGAGACAAAUCGCGUUUGAGCACGGAGCCCCGUGGUUUCCCGGCGAUUUCCCAGCCACUGACGCCGGGAUAAACUGGGAGCUUGAGCAGAGGGUCAAGAGGCAUCGGGAUUGGGAUCGUCGUCCAAAAGGCAAGAGGAUCGAAUGGAAGUCCCUUGACCUGGGCGCUGGGCGGAAGGGCGAAAUCGGAGAUGGCCUGGCGUGCGAUUUCGAGUUCCUGUUUGCCCUCUGCGGAACUCCGCCUUCGAGACCACAGGUCAUCGGCUCCUCGAUCACGGAUGCGACCGAACAGAUGGAUAUUGACCCUCCCGAACGGACGGACGGGAUUAAGGCUUUAGGAGCCACCACACCCCCUGCACCGGCCCUGGGUUUGAUGCGACAGCUGACGAAGUCGGCGUUCAGCUCCCUACUAUCUUCACCGAAUCUAGACAAGCCCCCGGCGAACUCUCUCGUCACCGUUAAUCUAACCUUCAUCUCAAGAGGUGUCGCAAACACCUGCGCCAGGAUUUACCGGCUGCCUCCCCGGACGUCAAGGAUCACCGAUCUACCGGCAGAUGCCGAAGUUCUCGCUACCGACCCUGCCUCGACCAACCCAGGACGCCUGCCUAUGGAUCUGAGAGAUCAAUGGCUUCGGAAACUUCCCAUCAACAACAACAACAAAGGUCGGGGCAGAAGAUCCCGAUUGGGCGGCCCCCCACAAAUGGCGCCCGGGGUCGAUAUAGAGACUCGGAAAAGGCUGCUAGCGCAAUCACUCGUCACGACAGAGCUCCCUUAUCCCAGGCCAGCUAUCAACCAGCUCGACAUUGGCGGGCAUCAUCCCCUGUGCCCGGACGAGAAAGACCUGAUUGGCUUUGUGACGACAGGUGCUUUCAAUCUGAGCGAGGGCAAGGGCACCGCGAUUGGGUCGAUUUCGGCGGAAAAGGCACUGGAGACGCUCCGGGAGGCGGGAGUCAAAGAGGGCAAGCUUUGUAUCGUGAGAAAUGCGGGCGAGAGCGUUGGCUGGCUGACGAGGUGGGAACUUGUUUGA